Molecule: messenger RNA, 2047 nt
Organism: Prunus mume (Japanese apricot)
Lineage: Eukaryota; Viridiplantae; Streptophyta; Magnoliopsida; Rosales; Rosaceae
Source: RefSeq, a predicted model, not a curated record
GCCAGUUUGAAUGGUGGCCAAGGGGAUGUUGUCUCUAUGGAUCCACCUUCAUCUAACAAACAAAUCUCUGAAAAAGCCACAGAACAUGAGACCAUCAGUUUAACUCAUGGUUUGCAUAAUCUUGAGUCUGUAAGUCCACCUUCAUCUGAAGAACGAAUAACCGUGCCAGCUAAAGAGGAUGAAUCAAGAGUGCUUAAGACUGUCAGUUCGAAUGAUGGGCUAGCGAAUCUUAUCUCUAUGGAUCCAUCUUCAUCAUCAGAACGAAUCCCUGAAAAAGCCUCAGAACAUGAGACUGUCAGUUUAAGUCAAAUCCAUGCAGUGACAGAAACCAUGCUAGACAAAGAGGUUGAAUCAGGAGUGCUUGAGACUGUAAGUUCAAGUGAUGGCCUAGGGAAUCUUGUCUCUGUGGACCCACCUUCAUCUAAAGAACAAAACCCUGAAAAGGCCACAGAAAAAGAGAGCAGUGAAUUGCAUGUAAUGGAAUCUAAUAGUGCAACUGGGAUCAACCAGCAGAAGGGAGUUGAUACUGCAGCCAUUAGCAACUCUUCUGGGGAAAAUCCCCUGGUAAACUCACUCCCGCUGCAGCCUGUGACAGCUUUGGUGCAUGGUGGUUCAGUGACAUUCGAUCAGGCACACCAACAAAAAGGUAAGCUUUUAGCCACAUUGACUGCAGUGCAAUGUGGAGAUCCACAGGCCAGCGAACUGCAGGAUACCAGCCAACCAGUCGAAAAUCCAGUAUCCACAUCAGUUGCUAUGGUAUCAUACAAUCAUUCUGAUCAUGAUGUGCCGGACAAUGAGCCUGUUGUACAAGUGCCAGUGCUGCCAUCUUCUAAUACACUUGACCAUAGUUCUCCUGAGUUAUUUUCAGUUGCUGGUAUUAACAUUCAGCCAAUUAGUGAAGAUCAUACCUUUAACCAAGUUGCUCAGGCUCCAAUGCGAAUUGCUGGGAACCUUCCUGAUCUUUCAGAUCAAACUAUUUUGCAGCCUAUGACAUGUUUUUCCUUACAGCAGCCUGUUGAUAUACAUACUAGUGGAUUUGGAAUGCUUUUUCACGACACAAGGGCUACAUCUGUUACUUCUUCAUAUAAUACUCAUCCCAUACCUUCUGCACCCCGUGGGGCAUCUCAGAUGCCUCUGCCUUUGUCCCCUGACCCUCUUCAGAAUGAACUGGAAAAGUUGGAUAAAGAAGCAGACCAAAUCCACAAGUCUCAUGAAGAUAUGAAGCUGCGUCUGAAAUCUGAUUGUGAUAAGGAGAUAGAGGAGGCCAUUGCUGACAUUCGUCGCAAGUAUGAGAUUAGAUUUCAGGAGACUGAUGCAGAAUUUGACCUUAAAAAGAAGGAAUCGGAUGCAAUUCGCAACAUGGUUUUGAGGAAUAAGAUUUUGUCCUUGGUUUGGACUAAAUACAUGGAUUAUACUAGGGCAUCAAGUGCAUCUGGACCACAGCAAGAUGAGAAUUUCGUUUUCUUCCAGUAUCUGGACCAGCUAUCUAUACGGCAAAAUCAACAUAUACAUUCUCCAGUUGCCAGUUCAUCUCUGGCCAGCCCUCCUGCAGCUAGCCUGCAAACUUCUAUUGCUUCCUUACCCAGCCUGCAGGCGACCCCUCUUGCACCUGCAACCAAUCCAUAUUGUACAGCUCCACCUAUGCAGUUGCCUGCUCCAUUUCCGAGCAUUCCAGCAAGACCGCCCCACAUUAGUUUCCCCUCUUCCACAGGAAUCCCCGAAGGUGGAGGUGGUGCACAUGUCAACCCAGUACGCACAGGUAGAUCCACCGACGUAGUUUAUUUAUCGGACGAUGACUAACCGGUUAUAGGAUAUGUAUGCUUGGUGCUCAUGGUUAUGAAGCGGGGUGUUGUGACAUGGUAUAAGCAUAGGCAUAAGUUGUAACGCUUGACUGGCUGCUAGGAGUUUGUAGCUGUAUGCCUUCUGUUCUAAUGGUUGUAAUGUAUAAAUGUAAAUCUGUAGUUUGUACUGAAAAUUUUCCUGAACAGGCAUUUUAGAAUUGUGAUGAUAGAAAGUGUCGAGGGCUAAAUGAACUUGUUACAUUGUU